Cucumis melo (muskmelon) is the source of this 669-nucleotide messenger RNA. RefSeq names its product secreted RxLR effector protein 161-like. The transcript has a single exon. The record is from RefSeq and is a predicted model, not a curated record. NCBI's taxonomy places the organism in Eukaryota, Viridiplantae, Streptophyta, Magnoliopsida, Cucurbitales, Cucurbitaceae. Bases 1 to 669 code for a protein of 222 amino acids.
AUGGUUGAAUUUGAAAUGUCUGAUCUUGGAAAAAUGCAUUAUUUUUUGGGGAUUGAAGUGGUUCAAUCAGCAAGUGGAAUCUUUAUUUCUAAAAAAAAAUAUGCACAAGAGAUGUUGGACAAGUUUCGAAUGGCGAAUUGCAAUCUUGUGAGCACGCCUAUAGAAGUGGGUCUUAAACUUGUUCGAGAUCCUAAAGGAAGGAAGAUUGACAACACACUCUACAAGCAAAUUGUAGGGAGUUUAAUGUAUUUGACAGCAACAAGACCUGAUAGUAUGCAUCAUAUAAGCAUUAUCAGCAUAUACUUGGAAUUCCCAGCAGAGAUGCAACUUUUAGCUGCCAAAAGGAUUUUUCGAUACUUGCAAGGAACUUCAGAAUAUGGACUAUUCUACAAGAAGGGUGAAAAAUCAAGUUUAGUUGAUUUUACUGAUAGUGAUUAUGCUGGUGAUCUUGGUGAUAGAAAGAGUACUUCUGGAUAUGUAUUCAUGACGAGUUCGUCAGCAAUUUCGUGGUAUUCAAAGAAGCAACCAAUUGUUACUCUGUCAACAACUAAAGUAGAGGAGCUAUACUUGAAGCAAGAGGGUGCUACUAAAGUCUACCGUGAUAAUAACUCUGCCACCAAACUUUCUAAGAAUCUUGUUCUCACGGAAGGAGUAAGCACAUAUAUGUGA